Uranotaenia lowii is the source of this 2368-nucleotide messenger RNA. Its product is annotated as la-related protein 1-like. Bases 1 to 2103 code for a protein of 700 amino acids. The transcript is spliced from 5 exons. NCBI's taxonomy places the organism in Eukaryota, Metazoa, Arthropoda, Insecta, Diptera, Culicidae. The record is from RefSeq and is a predicted model, not a curated record. Gene Ontology annotation, biological process: mRNA stabilization. Gene Ontology annotation, molecular function: RNA cap binding.
AUGGCUGAAAUGCGCACGUUCGUUCCUACGUUGGGACUACAAAAACAACCUUCAGAUCAAACUUUUAACCAACCUACAGUCCCUAGUUCCAACAAGGAUGGCAAAGAGAACAUUGCUCAGGAUUCAAAAAACGCCGUAGGGAAAUCUAAUUCUAAAUCAGUCGACAGCAGCAAUAAGCCUACGGCUUAUUCGGAUGCUCCCACUGUCACUGAAGAAGCUGAGCUGUGGAAAGAAGUGAAACGACGCUCUCGAUCGGCGCAAUCGCUACAGAAUGUACAACAGCCACAGAAACAAGAUCAGGAGUUAUCCGGCAAAAACACCGCAAAAAAAGGAUCUCCCGCACCACAGGAAUCAGCCAGAACAGGAGCAGUCGGAACAUCGACUGUAGCACGACCAUCCCAUCCUGACGAAGAACGGGAAGAAUUAGAUUUCCAAUUUGACGAAGAAAUAGAUAUCCCACGUGGGGGUGGUCGUGCGAAUCAUUUUACGGACAAUUGGUCUGAAGAUGAUGACGAAUCAGAUUACGAACUCUCGGACCAUGAGAUUAAUAAACUUCUCAUUGUGACUCAGGUAAGCAACCGUGCGCCGAAGCAUGAAGGCUAUGAUCGAACGGGAGAUUUUUCGACUCGUACCAAGAUCACCCAGGAUUUGGAGCAAAUUAUCAAUGAUGGUUUACAUAACUACGAAGAAGAUUUAAUAACGAUUAACUAUCGGCGGGGAGGAAAUUACAAGACUGUCAAUUUGAUUUCGCAAGAAGAAUUCGAUAAGAUAAUUCCAAAGCCGCCGAAACCAACUCAAGAAGCUCCGCCUCCCCCACCACCUCCAACAUUUGUAGAUACGGCUGCUGAAGAUGAUCUUCUUAAUGCUAGCACAUUAAGUGCAGCACAUCGUCGUAAGGCGCGUUUCUUUGCAGUUAACAAAGAUGAAUUUGUUGAUCCCAUCACACCUCGCAAACGCAAAACACGCCAUCUAACUAAUCCUCCUGUUGAAAGUCACGUUGGUUGGGUGAUGGAUGCAGUCGAACAUAGGCCGCGUACUACCAGCGUAGGAAGCUCGACCGGAACAUCGCCCACGGCCUCUAGCUAUGGUUCGCUGCCUCAAAGCUUGCCAACGUUCCAACACCCAUCCCAUUCGCUUCUGAAAGAAAAUGGUUUUACGCAACAAGUCUACCACAAAUAUCACAGCCGCUGCUUGAAAGAACGCAAACGCAUGGGAUCAGGUCACUCACAGGAAAUGAAUACUUUGUUCCGGUUUUGGUCGUUCUUUCUACGGGAAAAUUUCAACAAGACAAUGUAUAAUGAGUUCCGACAGUUGGCUCUCGAGGAUGGCGCCGAAGGUUUUCGCUAUGGAUUGGAAUGUCUUUUCAGAUUCUAUUCCUACGGAUUGGAAAAGAAAUUCCGCCAACAAUUGUACGAUGACUUCCAGCAGGAAACAAUUAGGGAUUAUGAAAGUGGUCAACUGUAUGGUUUAGAAAAGUUUUGGGCUUUUCUGAAGUACUACAAAAAUGCUUCAAAGAUGAGUGUCGAACCUAAAUUGAAAGAGCAUCUUGAUAAAUUCAAAUCGAUCGAAGAUUUCCGCGUGGUGGAGCCGCAGAUAAAUGAAAUGCUCGAAGGCGUAGGUAAUCUAAAAUCUUCGCCCUCGAAACGAAGACCUCGCAGCGUAUCGGAGAGUGAAGGAGUAACUGCUGUUGCUGGUCCAAGUCACGUUCGACGUUCGAACAAUGUUGGAGUCUCUGGUUCUGCAGGAAGUUACAAUCAACAUCAGUACAGUAGAAAAAGGUGCGAUUCUGCGGGAAAUCGGAUGGUAGAUGUUUCGAAUCGUCCAAGCCCAUCGCAACGAAUUCGGACUGGUUCCUUCGGCGAUGGUGCAGCAAAAGUUAUGAGUGGAAGACCAAGAAGUGGUUCAGCUGGUAACAAAGUUGUAAGAGUAACACCUAACGAACGGUCUGUGAUCAAUCGUGGCGGAAAUCAAUUACCGAAUCACAGUAAACAAAAACAGCAAUCGACACCUGGUACCAGCAGCAGUACCAGUUCAACAAAACCCACAGAUACGUCCAGCACAUCUUCAUCUGGUACAAAUGCUCCUAUUGAAAAAACAUCUUAGUGUGGGCCAUGGAAAAAUAUUAUCUACUGAUAAACUUUCAAAUAUUUUUUGUUUUUCGUGGAGGGUACUUUCGUUGAAGAAGUGUGCCAACGCUGAACACAUUGCAUUGAGAGGAAAACGUAUUUAUUCACAGGGUCUAAUAAGCUAGCUAUCACAGAUCCAUGGUAAAAAGUGUAGAAACAAUAACACAGUUUGUUGUCACUUUUCCUAUUCGUGUCGCUAAUAAAUCACCGUAUUUUGCUAUGACAUUUUUUGAAGCCUGAAA